Molecule: messenger RNA, 1146 nt
Organism: Morchella sextelata
Lineage: Eukaryota; Fungi; Ascomycota; Pezizomycetes; Pezizales; Morchellaceae
Exons: 1
Coding region: 1-1146 (381 amino acids)
Molecular function (GO): nucleic acid binding
Source: RefSeq, a predicted model, not a curated record
AUGACGGCCCAAGCAGCCUUCGAAAAACUCAAAACCCUGUUUACGUCUGCGCCGAUCUUGGUACACUUCUCUCCAGAUCGCCAGACUAUCGUGGAAACGGACGCAAGUGAUUUUGGUAUCGCCGCAAUUCUAUCCCAGGUUAUUGACGGAAAGACUCACCCUGUUGCCUUUUAUUCUCAAAAGCUUAACCCAGUGGAGCUUAACUACGACGUGUGGGAUACGGAGAUGCUAGGAAUUGUGUCGGCCUUCAAGCAAUGGCGUCACUACAUCGAAGGACCUAGUCGAACGGUUCUCGUUUAUACGGAUCAUAAGAACUUAGAGUACUUCUCUACAACCAAGGUUCUUAAUCGACGACAGGCAAGGUGGGCUGAGUCUUUGGCGGAAUUUGACUUCAAGAUUAUUUACUGCCCGGGAACCAAAAAUAGGAAGGCAGAUGCACUAUCGCGACGGCCGGAGUACCGUCCUGAAGGGGGAGGCAUGCUUGGGAAACAGCCAAUAGACAGGUUCUUUAAGCCCGGACAGUUGGCGGAGGAAGAGUUUGUGGUAUCAGCGGUGUCGCUUGCCUCCAAGGGGGUGAUUGACUGGUCUAAGAACUUUCUGGAUCAUGUCAGGCAGGCGGCAUCGGGAGACCCGACAUGGGUAGGAUUGAAAGAGAGAGUUGAGCAGGGAGAGAAGCUGGGGGAAAUAAACGAUAUCGCUGAGAAAGACGGGCUACUCUUCUAUAAGAACCGACUCUAUAUUCCGGCAGACGACCGCAUUAAGAUCCGAAUCGCACAGGCAGAACACGAUUCGAAGGUGGCAGAACACUUUGGACAAGAUAAAACUUUGGAACUCAUCACACGCAACUUCUAUUGGCAAAAAAUGAACGAGUGGAUUGAUGAUUACGUUCGGUCAUGUGACGAGUGCCAGCGCAACAAACCCAGCCGCCAUAAGAAAUACGGCGCGCUUCUACCACUGUCCACGCCUCAUUCUGUCUGGCAAUCGAUAUCAAUGGACUUCGUCGUGCAGUUACCGGAAUCAAAGGGCUACAACCAAAUUUGGGUAGUAGUCGAUAGGUUCUCAAAGAUGUCGCAUUUUAUCUGUUACGGGCAUGCCAAGCAUUUACGGAGUGAGAGAAAGGCUAGUAGAUACCCCUAUACCCUUUAA